This is a messenger RNA of Babjeviella inositovora NRRL Y-12698, 891 nucleotides long. RefSeq lists its product as uncharacterized. Gene Ontology annotation, biological process: protein N-linked glycosylation; cell wall mannoprotein biosynthetic process. Lineage: Eukaryota; Fungi; Ascomycota; Pichiomycetes; Serinales. The coding region runs from base 1 to 891 and encodes 296 amino acids. The transcript is spliced from 2 exons. The record is from RefSeq and is a predicted model, not a curated record. Gene Ontology annotation, molecular function: alpha-1,6-mannosyltransferase activity. Gene Ontology annotation, cellular component: mannan polymerase complex.
AUGGUUAACUACACACACCGCUCCUUGGCAGAGGUGGACACAGGGAAGAAUAUCCUUUUCCUUCUCUCCAUUGGGCCGUCCAACGCAUACGGAGAAGGCCGGACCUUUGAGGACUUGCUUAACUUCCUCCAUGCUACCGAAUACCCUACCGAAAAAUUAUCCCUAGGGUUGUUGAUCGUCAACAAGGAGGAGUUCGAGGCCAUUGACAAGAGAAUCACCCAGUACUACGAGGAAGCGACCCCAAGCACCAAGAAAUUCCAAUCGAUUAAGCUUCUGUAUGCUCCUUUCUUGGAGAGCUCCACCCUUGAUAGGGAGGAGAGACACCAUAACGAUAAGCAGAAGGAGAGACGCAGAACGCUAGCUCGUGCCAGAAACUACUUGCUUUACAACACCAUGGAUCACCAGGACUAUGUGUUGUGGAUUGAUGCCGACAUCAUUUCCCUCCCCGAUCGCAUCUUGACCACGUUCGUGGAGUCCGACAGGGAUAUAAUCACGAUCAGAAUCACACAGGGAAACCAAAACGAUUACGACAGAAACGCGUGGGUUGGCGCGAGAGCUAAGCCAUCAUCCGAACAGCUCGCUCAAAUGAAGAACGAUCCAAAGUAUGUCUAUGUCCCUCACAACAGUGGGGAUACCAAGAACUUGGCCGUGUUUGCCAACGGCAAGGAGGAGUUUGUGGAGCUUGACUCUGUUGGAGGAACCGUCUUGUUUGUCAAGGCAGAAAUCCACAAGCAGGGUGUCAGUCAUACGCCAUACUAUGCCAUCGGGACUGACUUUGGCAUUAAAGAAGGGUACGACGGAAUUGAAACGGAAGGUCUCUGUUACGUCGCCCAGGCGUUGGGCUACAAGUGUUGGGGGAUGCCAUUGGUUACCGGCGAGCACGUUUUAUAA